AUGUCUAAAUGUCUAAAAUCUCCCUUAAGGCUAUGUAAUUAGUGAAUUAGUGAAUACACUCCACCUGUCACAAUGGUGAUGCAAAAUUCAGAUUUAUUAAACGAAAACACGGAGAAUGUUGAUCCAGUUGUGUCAAAAGAACAAAGAGAAUAUUCUCUAGAAAUUUUGAAAAUAAUUAAGGAAGCACAACAACAACAUGGUUUACGUCACAGUGACUAUCAACGAUACAGGGGUUAUUGUUCAAGACGUUUACGACGUCUUCGAAAAGUUCUCAAGAUGCCCCAGGGUGACAGGCGUCACUUUAAACGUCGUGACGUCAAUUCAGGAAUGGUUACCGAUGACAAAUUUCUACAAGUUCCAUUGGUAAUGGCUGAAAGGGCUUGGAGUUACGCUAUGCAAUUACGACAAGAAUCUAAUACUGAACCAAGAAAAAAGUUUCAUUUAACAUCUCGAUUGAGAAAGGCUGCAACUUAUUCUCUUCAAUUACAAGAAUUAAUAGAGAGUGUAAAUUGUAAUGCUCGCACGAAAUUAGAAGCACAAGCUUACGUCGCUUGGAUCCAUGGCUCUUUGCAUUUUGAACUUGAAUUAUGGAAUUCAGCAAUGGAGAAUUUGAAAAAAGCUCAAGUUGUUUACGAGAAUUUAGCGGCUGCUCUGCCAGAAGUAGAGCAAAUAAUUUAUAAAGCUCGAGUUGAGGAAUUAGCUCCAAGUUUAAGAUAUUGCGCUUAUAAUAUUGGCGAUACUUCUGCCAUUGAUGAUUUAAUGCAAAUGCGAGGUCAACUUAGUGGAGAAUUAUUAGCCAGUUUAGAUGCACUGAUAACUCAAACUCGAGAGAAACAAACAAAUACCGAGGAAGUUAUGUGGCGUGGAAAAUCUUGUGGCUCAAUUCCACCGAGUGCAGCAGCAAUGUUGAUGGCUGACUCGCAAUUGAAUCAGGCUUUGACAAAAGCCAGUGAUCAACAAGCUAAAAUUGAUCUUCUACAAGCGCAUUUGAGAGAUUAUAAAGAAAAGAUAAAUAAUGUUCGAGAGAUUUUCAAGGUUGAAUUAAAGAACAAGGAAACAUCAACUGCUCCUCAACAUUUGGUGGCAUAUUUACAAUACAUUAGACUUUCAAGAACUCUGGAACGUAAUGUGGAAAUGAUCCAGAAGGAAGAAUCGGAGAAAGCAAAACCUUCAAGCAUUGUUCGUUUGUACGAAGCAGCUCUUCACAAUUUAGUUGAAUUAUCUCAACUUCAGGAUGAUGAAGAAUUUUUGAAAGAACAAGAAGCAAAGACUAAAGCUUAUCGAGCAUUUAGAUGUUUCUACAUGUCACAAUCAUUGGCUAAUGUUCACAGAUGGAAGGAUGCAAUGGUCCUUUAUCAAAGAUCAUUGCAACAUACUCAAGAUGCUCUUCAAGAUGGUUCCCUACUUCCAAAAGAUUUAAAGGAAUCUUUAAGUAAAUUAAAAACAUUAAUUGAAGGUGCUCAAUAUGCAGCUCAUGCACAUAGCGUUUUGGAAGAAGAUCAAGAAGAGGAUUCUCCAUUAAAUAAACAAGUGAAAAGUAAAAAACCACUGUCUGAACGACUUCAUGAAUAUCGUGAAGAUUCUGCUCUACUCAGCAAGCAACCCAACGUUUAUAAAUUGCCACCACCGAUGCAGAGUAUUCCAUGUAAACCAUUAUUUUUCGAUUUGGCAUUUAAUAUGGUUGAAUUUCCUGAUUUGUCAAAUAAAUUACAAGACCAAGGCAAGAAGGGACAAGCUGGUCUUUCUGGACUUGUCAAAGGUCUCUGGGGAUGGGGAAAUAAAUAAGCUGCCUAUAUUCAUCAUCAAGAUCAAAAUAAUCGCUGCAUUCUAAAACGUACAUUUUUUAAAAGCUUCAUUUUCAAUUUAGGUUUCGUUAAGCAGUGAAAUGAUUGAAAAUUGAGAAAAUCUUUGUAACCAGAAAUUGUUUCUGGAGAUUAAAUUUUACAAUGUUUUCAUUGUACAAUAUUGUUUAAUUUCUUAAACAUAAAGGUUAUAUGAGAAAACAAAAAGUAGUGUCAUAAUAUAUAAAAAAAAAAAAAAACCAA
Leptopilina boulardi is the source of this 2045-nucleotide messenger RNA. It is a transcript of the gene Srp68, whose product is annotated as signal recognition particle subunit SRP68. Gene Ontology annotation, biological process: SRP-dependent cotranslational protein targeting to membrane. The record is from RefSeq and is a predicted model, not a curated record. Gene Ontology annotation, cellular component: signal recognition particle, endoplasmic reticulum targeting. The transcript is spliced from 3 exons. The coding region runs from base 73 to 1785 and encodes 570 amino acids. Lineage: Eukaryota; Metazoa; Arthropoda; Insecta; Hymenoptera; Figitidae. Gene Ontology annotation, molecular function: signal recognition particle binding; 7S RNA binding; endoplasmic reticulum signal sequence receptor activity.